This is a messenger RNA of Drosophila mauritiana, 4837 nucleotides long. It is a transcript of the gene sle, whose product is annotated as protein slender lobes. Lineage: Eukaryota; Metazoa; Arthropoda; Insecta; Diptera; Drosophilidae. The transcript has 5 exons. The coding region runs from base 147 to 4442 and encodes 1431 amino acids. The record is from RefSeq and is a predicted model, not a curated record.
AGUUUGCGGCACAUGUGAAAUUCACUUUUUUGGCUCGGCGUCUUGGCGUCUUCGUUUCUAUUUCUUUGUUAUAAUUUGCAUGCGGGUUCGAAACUCUCUUGAUUUCAAUUAAUUGUUGUGUGCGAAAAACAAAAGAGCCGGGCCAAAUGGAUGAUAAUACGGAGAACGCAGAUGGAAAGCGUGUGACCCGUGCUCGAACUCGUCGCUUGUCCCUUCUGGAUACGGACAGCCGUCCGAGCACUCCGCAGUUGGAUACGGCGGCAGAACUCGCUGCCGCUUCGCCACGUGCCACACGCCGCACACGUCUGAACUCGUCCACUUUAGAUGUGAGGACUCCAACACGGACCAGGCGCGCGUCCUUGGCACGCGGUGAGACUCCCGAGCCGACGACGCCCUCUUCCGUGAAAAGGCCAACUCGCACGCCAGCUAAAAACACCAGAUCUGUGCGCCAACAGCUUACACUAACAGAGGAACCGGAGGAAAAUGAGGUCACGCAGGAAAAGCCCAGCCCCAGUACAAGUCUUGUGCCCAAGGACGACAAGGGUAAGGCACAGCGGAAGCCCAGUGUCAGUCCGAGUCCAAAGCGAACAGUCACACCCAAUCAGCAGAGUGAUGAGAAACGAGUGACGCGUUCUAUGUCUCAGACUCCACCAAUGGCAACUCGUUCGUCCAGUAAUACGCCUCGUGAUCUUAACGAUUCACCCAAAGUUGAGCAAAAAGCAUCAGAUGUCGAGCCAGCGAAGGCUAAACCCCAUAUUAAAACCACUCCCAAGGUGGCCGUAAAGCUAGAGAAACUUUCAAUGGAAAAAUUCUCUGGCAUGAUGGGAAAGGCACAGCAAUUGAUUGUACCGGAUGAACUCAAGGAUAAGGGAGCUGUUGAGGAGCAAAAUAAAUCUAUCGCUGCAGCCCAUUCACAGACACCAGAAACACAAGAAUCAGCUCAACCUGCCAAGGAUGCUGGCAAACAACCAUUCCUGAAGGCAUUUACCACACUUUCGAAACUUCAAAGUUCAAGUAAAGCUCUUCACACUGAUGAGAGCGCAGAUACAACUACAAAAAAAACUCCAAUCGCGACAUCCAAGAAAAUUGAAGAAAACAUGGAUGAUGUGUUCGAAACAUCACGCGUCGAGUCUCCUAAAGUUCAAAGAAAAAUCGAGACUCCGCAGAAAGUUCAUCCUGUUGCCACUUCUGAAAUUAAAGAAAACAGCGAGCCCGUUGGGGUAGACAAUGAAAUUAAAACGAAAACUGAAACUCCCCAGAAGGUUGAACCUCCUAAAAUUGAAAGCAAAGUAGAAACUCAUAAGCUAAUUGAUUCUCCUCAAAUGGAAAAGAAAAGAGCUACUGCACAAAACGUUUCUACUAUUGACUUAAUGGACACAAGCCCAGAAAAAGAUGAGUCCAUGGAGGACCAAGAGUUUUUAGAUGCAGAAGAUUCGAUUGUUCAGUUCGAGCCACAAAACGAUGAGCCAGUAGAGAAACCAAAUGAACUGGAGUUUGUAGACCUCGACGACGAUGAGCCGGUACUUCCGUCGGAAGCUCCAAAAAAUAAAGAAAAUGUCGAAGACGGUAAGGAAGUACACCCAGAUGAUUCAUUGGAUGAUGAGAAGCAAAACGAAAUCGAUGUUACCGAGGGUAAACAUCUGCCGGACAUAACUUCCGGCAUAAGAGCUCGUGCUGUGCGUUCCCCUGCUGUGGAGCAAAAAAAAUCGGUUGACUUCAACAACUUUAACACUGAUGACAUAGAGGUAGAAAAGAAACGGUUUCCCAAGACUCCAGGACGUGAGAAGGUGUCAGUUUGUCGCAUUCUGACUCCCAAGCCGGAGACGCCCUUAAAACUGGCUCUCCAAAAGGGUCGAUAUAGUUCCACACCAAUAUUCAAAGAUCAGGAGCGUGGUCUGUCCAACAGCACGAAGGAAUUGCAUCCAGCACCUCCUCAAAUUGAUGCUAUCAAGCCAUUCGAUGAGCUGGAAUCAAAGAAUGCUGAGGAUGAGAUGAUGGAACAAUCACGCAUGUCAAAGCAAAAGUCUGAGAAUAAAAUCCUGGCUGGGCUAGAAUGCUUUGAGGAAGAUGUUGAAGACCAAGAGGGUGAAGGAGAAAACGAGGAGGAGCACGAAGAAGACAAACCCAUUUCCGAAUUUGUGGCCCUAGAAGCUGAAGAUGCUGGGGAAGAUUACAAGUCUGGAGAUUCAAUGGACAGUUCGAUUCGCCGGGAAAUGGAGGAGAAUAAAAUUCCAAUCGAUGGGGAGUCCGUUGGCAGUAAGGAUACUGAGGAGUCUACCCCAGAAGAAUCUGAUGGCGACGAUUCGUUUAUUGUAUCGGACAACGAAGAUGAGGAGGAUUUAGGACAGCUUUGCUACUCCUCCGGCGAGGAUGAAAUUGAAGAUGCUGAAGAAUCUGAACAAGCUGAGAGUUCUAGCGUGAAACGUCGCCGCAUUGCUAUAGCGAGCUCCAGUGAUGAAGAACAUGUUAAAGUUCAGGGCAAUGAUUCCAGUAAGGACAAAACAGACAAGCCUAAAAACCAAAGCAACUGCUCAUCCAAUGCCAGUAAAUUAAGCGAAGCAGCCCAACUGUUGAACGCCAGUGAGGAAAAAUCUUCCAUCUCGGAAACCGAGCUGGAAAGAUCUCGCCAAGUCGCUCUCAACGAACUGAACAAAUCGGAGCGGUUCAACAAGACAGAAACGCAACUCGAUAUCAGUGUCAUGGAGGUGGACUCAUCAGAUAACGACGAGGAGGAGAAGACGGACAAGGUUGAAGCCAAGAGCAACAGAAGCCUGUACGAAAUAGUAGAUUCCGAUGACGGGGAAAAGCAAGAGCAAGACGAAACUGAUGCAGAUAAACCAGCUGAAAGCGAAAACCAUUCCGAAAUUAAAAAAUCUACAUCUUUCAUGGCCCAAAUGUCUGCAGCCAAGGGCAACAAAAGCGUAAACGAUAUAAUGGAUUAUUAUGAAACUGAGGACCCUAAGGAGGCCGAUAAAAACGAGGAGUCUGAUAAAGACAAACAAGCCGAAAAUGAGAAGUCUGAUGAAGGUAAACCAUCUGAAAGCAAAAGCCCUCCAACAAUCAAAAAAUCCACAAUUUCCACUGCGGAUGAAGAAGCUCUCCUCGCCGAAUUGGCCUCUAGUGAUUUGAGCCAUUUGCAAAAAAUGUUUAACCCUCUACAGAAAUCCCGCCGCCAGUCAUUAUAUGUCCCCAGUCCCGAGCUGGCAACCAAGAAGUCCAAGCUGAGACGCCGUAGUGAACUGGUUGAAGUUGGCAGUGACUUCUGCCCCUCUCAGUCCUUUGUUGACAUGGUGGCCGAGAAAAAGCGGCAGAAAAACAAGCGCAAGCGCCUGUCGAAAAGCCUAUCAGGCGCACCAGAGGAUCUUGAGGAAAUGGAGAUCCAGCACGAGCGCAAGCGCCUUAAGAGCUCACAUGGUGCUUCCACGGAUUCCUUGGAGGAGGACAACGAAAUCGAGACAAUGACUGUCGCCGAGGAACAUCAGAGCGACGGGGAAGUCUCGAAAAGUGAAGUUCCUAAUGAAGAAACGGCGGAUACUUCCCCUGAGAAACCAGCAGCUUCGGAAUCACCUGAAGAAAAAGAAACUGUCGCCGUAGAGGAGCUUCCUAUGGAGAAGCCGAAAACUUGCGAUUCACCGCCAUCCGAGGAAAGGCCUACAGAAAUUGUGACUUCAAAACCGAAAGGAAUGGCGCCGGUCAAGGUGAAGAAGACUGCCGAAUAUUACUUGGCAUACUGUCACAACCUCCUGGAAGCUGCCAACGAGGCUAAGUUAAAGGAAAAGAAAGAGUAUCUUGCCAGCGGAGCGAAGCAAAAGAAGCCAAAGCGACUGGCUGCGCAAGCGCCAUCCAAGCCAUUGGUCACCAUGGGCUCAGAAUCGGAAACCAUUACAACGAAAUCAUCCAAGCAGCCACCGGCGCUGAAGAAGGAUGUAAAGCGCCUACAGGCAGCGCGUCAGGCUGUGAGUCAUGCUGUUAAUCUUCUGGCGCCGCCAAAAGCCAGCGACGCAGAGCCACGCACGCUCUCGCGUAAAUUGUCGCCACAGCCGCCAUUGGUGGACAAGAAAUCAGCCAAACAGAAGAAGGGAAAAAAGCAAAAGCCCCAGGAGGCGUCACCGCUGAAGAGCUCCGAUGAGGAGAACCACGGCCAUCGUAUUCGAACAAAUGCUGGCUACGUGACGGUGGUCGAUGAGCCCCCCAAUAAAGUUCCAAAAAUCGAGCUGAUUAAGACCAGUUCGGGCAUGGUUCGAGUUGAGCCAUGCACACCCAAACAGAAGUAUUUCCGCGAGCUGCCGCCCACACCGAAAAUGCAUGGGUUCCGCGAGGAGCCAGGACCUUCCGGGAUGUCAAGGAAGCGGGCCAAGCACCCAGCACCAAAGGUCGAACACAAUUCCGCCAAACAGGCGGCGCUGCGCUUCAAGGAGCAGAUAUUUGCUCGCAGAUCUUAGGAUACAUUAGACUUAGAGAGAAAUUAGUGGAAAUGUUAAAUGUACACAAUGCAUACUUUAGUUGUCGUUUCUUUUCAUUAGCAUUUCCCCAAUUGAAUUUGAUUCUAUUAUUUGUUCUAUAGUUAUUUGUUACGAAAGCCCUUGCUCUUUGCCAUAUAUUAUUUUGUUUCACUGCACAUCACUUAACCACAAUUACUUGCACAUACCUCCGAAAUUUGUUUGUUGAAUUCUUUCCGAUUUAUCCAGCUAACGCGAGCAAGUUUGUUGAUCCAAUCAAGAUAUGAAAACAAUUAAAAUUAAUUUUAAUGUUCCCGGAGCACCAUCAAUAUAAGAAAUUUCCUUUUUUUUUGAACAUGUGAGAAACAGAAAAUAAAGCUAUCGAUACACACACAAAA